AUGCAGAAAUUUGAUUUAGAGCUUUCAAGAAAGGCAAACCCUCUGCUCUUCAGUCCGGAACGAUACGAAGAAUAUCCACUAAAGUACGAUGAACUAAAGGAAUAUCUCUUUUCACAAAACCCAUCUCAUCCUCACCAUAACAAUAGGCCAUACACCUCAGUUGAUUACUUUGACUAUCUAUUAUAUACAAGUAAAAAUGAUAACUCAGAAAUAGACCUCGAUAGAAAGCUGGUAUCUGAAUUUGCAUUAUAUUACGUUCAGAAAAAUCGCCGCAACUCUGAUGAUUCAGCGCCCACGCUUAAUGAUUUAUUGAAAUUAAAACUUGGCUCUAAGGAAUGGUACGAAAUGAUGCUAGAAAUUCUUGAAUCUAUCAACACCACAGGGAUGAACCAGCUAACCAGAGAAAACAAAAAUAAUAGUUUCCCAAAUUCUAAAAGGGCCAAGUCCUCCACCAACACGGCCGGUGUUGACAACUUCAAUAGCAGUACCAAUCACGCUGCCGAUGCUACCGAUGACACGGAUGAAGUGCUGCAAGAAUUGACCUCCUUUUUGAUGUCAAACUCUAUUCAAAAAGGUAUCGAUAUCAAACCCAUCCCAUUAGACGACCCUGUGAAUUUUUUGAAAAAUGGUAUAAAUUCAAUUUUGAACACUUGUGUCAACCUGGAAAAGACUACACCGUUACUAUCCGCUUCAUCUAACCCUUCCGCAGAUCAAGAGAAAAAUACUUCUAACAAACUAGAUGAGUUGGAGACGGCGUUUAAUGAUUUGCAACUGGCACAUAAUUUUUUGACUAAGCAAUUUGAAAACGAUCGUGCCGAAUACGUACAAGACAUUGAAAAACUGACACGAACUAACAGGGAGUUGCAAGAUAGACUACUGAACUAUCAUUCGAAUUUGAAUAAAACAGAAAAAAAAAUAUACGACUUAGAACAAAUGAAUAAAGAAUUAGAGGAAGCAAACAGCAAGUUGAGUUCAAACAAAAGUAAUUUUAGUAUAUCAUCACCGGUGAGCUCGCCAGCUACGUGGGAUCCGGCUUCUCCCUCUUCUAUAGGAAGUCCAACAGGUGGCUCUGGAUCACGCUCACUUUCAAUAAUGACAGGUGAAUUUAAAAAAGUGUUGACGAGUACGCAAAGAAAAUAUGAAAGGGAACUGGCCGAAGAACGUGAACAUAGAUACAAACUAGAAAAGGAAUUAGCUAUGCUGAAAAGUGAAAAGGAAAACACCUCAUUUGCACUCAGUGAUGCGCAACAAUCAGAUAUGCUAUAA
Saccharomyces eubayanus is the source of this 1266-nucleotide messenger RNA. RefSeq names its product Pea2p (gene PEA2). The coding region runs from base 1 to 1266 and encodes 421 amino acids. The transcript has a single exon. The record is from RefSeq and is a predicted model, not a curated record. Lineage: Eukaryota; Fungi; Ascomycota; Saccharomycetes; Saccharomycetales; Saccharomycetaceae.